AUGUCCGGUUUUAUUUCGACACUCGCGUUCUGGCUCAUAGCUCUGCAGGUCAUGGAGUUUCUACCUCGAGCCAUCGGACCCAAUGUCACGACCUCCGACGAGCUCCGCAGCCAGUGCGGAACUUGUACCUUGAAAGCAGACCGAAGCGCGUACUGGAUUCUGACUCUGUACUAUGUCAGCAAGAAGGGGCCCAUCUCCGUCAAGGUGCCCAUCUUUCAUGUCUACUAUCAUGGCCAGCAUGAGGGCAUGGAGUCCUUUCCAGAGGACCUUUCCAUCAGAAGUGGCAACCCGCACUUGACAGAAGAGGAAGCCCGCCAGCAAGGCGGCAUUGGGAUGAAAUGGCAUUGGGAGUUGACCGAUGAAGAGAAGGAAGACAGGGAGCUUCCUAAGAAGAAGGGUAACGGCAGGCUCCGCGGCAAUAUUGGUUUCCCAACAAGAGUCGUCAAGGACCCGUCGCUUGGCCGUUACCGCGUCUGCAAGCCGGACGAUGAAGAAAGUUGCUUCAGCGUGGUCCGCAUGUUCUUUGCCAUUCGGUACGGUAUGCGACACGACUGGUUUGAUUUCGAGGAUGGAGCUUAUUUGACUCUUUCAUCCGGAGGAGCACUGGGAUAUGAUGCUAUGGAUAAGUCAAUGGCGAAGCAGAUCGUUACCGACACGACCAACUACAAUGCCGAGGGGGAAAUAAUCGGUGGUCCAGAUGCGGUCGUCAAGAGUCCUGAGUGUGCGAAGCUGGACGACGAGGAUCCGUUCCUUUGGGACUCAGACUGGGACGCCAUGUUGUAG
Molecule: messenger RNA, 783 nt
Organism: Fusarium keratoplasticum
Lineage: Eukaryota; Fungi; Ascomycota; Sordariomycetes; Hypocreales; Nectriaceae
Product: DUF1996 domain-containing protein
Exons: 6
Coding region: 1-783 (260 amino acids)
Source: RefSeq, a predicted model, not a curated record